CACUUCAAAAGAGCCUUUGAGAAGGCGGGCCCAAGGCGUGCCGGCAUUAGUCUCCUCCCCUACUCCACCUUCUUCCUCUUUCUCUCCUGGGCCUCUAGCGACUGCCUGCACAGGCAGCAGGGAGUUGUUUCCCGGUGCGUUUUGCACUCCUGGCUGCCAGUUCUGGCUCCAGCUGCCACCUCUAGCUGCUAAAGUGGCUGUCGCCUGCUACAAUCUACACAGCCUCGGGACAAGAAAGGGGACUUCAGAGAUUCCAGAUCGCUUCCUCUUGCAAGAAACUAUUUGUCACAGGCCAGGUGCAGUAGCUCAUGCCUGGAAUCUCAGCACUUUGGGAGACAGAGGCAGGAGGAUUGUCUGAGCCCAGGAAUUUGAGAACAACCAGGGCAGCAUCAACUCUACAAAACAAGGAUAAAUAAUUAGCUGGGUGUGCCGGUGCAUUCCUGUAGAACUACUCAGAAUACUGAGCCCAGGAGGUUGAAUCUGUGGCUGGAGUGCUGUGGUGUGAUCUUGGCUCACUGCAACCUCCGCCUUCCAGGUUCAAGCAAUUCUCCUGCUUCAGCCUCCCGAGUAGCUGGGACUAGAGGAAUAAAGAUGGCUGCUGAACCAGUAGAAGACAAUUGCAUCAACUUUGUGGAAAUGAAAUUUACUGGCGAUGCACUUUACUUUAGAGCUGAAGAUGAUGAAAACCUGGAAACAGAUCACUUUGCCAAGCUUAAAUCCAAAUUAGCAAUUAUAAGAAAUGUGGAUGACCAAGUUCUCUUCCUUGGCCAAGGAAAUCACCCUCUGUUUGAGGAUAUGACUGAUUCUGACUGUGAAGCAAAUGCAUCCCGGACCAUAUUUAUUAUAUAUAUGUAUAAAGAUAGCGAGCCUAGAGGUCUGGCUGUAACCAUCUCUGUGAAGUGUGGAAAAAUUUCAACUCUCUCCUGUGAGAACAAAAUUAUUUCCUUUAAGGAAAUCAGCCCUCCCGACAACAUCACUGAUACAAAAAGUGACAUCAUUUUUUUUCAGAGAAGUGUUCCAGGGCAUGAUGAUAAGAUGCAGUUUGAGUCUUCAUCAUACGAAGGCUACUUUUUAGCCUGUAAAAAAGAGGAAGAUCUUUUCAAACUCAUUUUGAAAAGAAAGGAUGAAUUGGGGGAUAAAUCCUUAUUGUUCACGGUUCAAAGCAAAGACUAGCUAUUAAAAGUUCGUAAUGUGAACUGCGAAUUUUUGUAUUUAGAAAGGUUAUGUUAAUGGUGACAUGAAAGAAACACUGAGCUUGAAAAACAGCAUGAAGAAAUGAAUGCACUUUCACAAAAGCACAUGGACUCUCCCUUAUCCAAGUGAAUAAAAUAUUUGUAUAAUGUUUUAAAA
This is a messenger RNA of Callithrix jacchus (white-tufted-ear marmoset), 1350 nucleotides long. It is a transcript of the gene IL18, whose product is annotated as interleukin 18. The record is from RefSeq and is a predicted model, not a curated record. NCBI's taxonomy places the organism in Eukaryota, Metazoa, Chordata, Mammalia, Primates, Cebidae. Gene Ontology annotation, molecular function: cytokine activity. Gene Ontology annotation, biological process: cellular response to lipopolysaccharide; cytokine-mediated signaling pathway; positive regulation of gene expression.